AUGAGCAUCAUCAACAUGUCGGCCAUCACGCUGAGGUAUCGGCUGCUACCCUACGUGUAUUCAGGAUUCUGGCGCGUAGAGGGGCAGUCCUAUACAAUGCAGCGAGCAUUGGCUUUCGAUUUUGCCGCGGAUGUGGCUACGCGCGAUGUUUCUGACGCAUACAUGUUUGGGCCUUCCCUGCUCGUAACUCCCAUUGUUUCUGCUGGAGCCUCUGGAGCAGCGACGACAAGAGAGGUCUACUUCCCGGAAGGCAGCUGGAUCAACUUCCAUACCGGCAAAGGGUUCGGAGGGAAGCAGAAUGUCAGUUUCCCUUUGGAGCAAGCUCCCUUCUUCUGCCGUCGGGGGUCAAUCCUGGUCUUAGGGCCGAGUGUCCAGUCUGCAUCUGACAAGAAUCCGGCUCUGGAAGUACGAAUCUACCCGGGGGCAGAUGCUACCUUUACCUUAUUCGAAGACGAUGGUGCCUCUACCAAGUACCGCCAAGGCAGCUAUUCAACAAUCACCUUCACCUGGCACGACAGCAGCAAGGAACUGCUGGUGUCCAGCAGGAGCGGCACCUACCCUGGCAUGCCGCAAGAGAGGCAAAUUUGUGCGGUGGUCGUUUCGCCCAGUCACGGGGUGGGGGUGGCCCAGUCUACCUGCGAUCGGCGCGUGACCUACGCCGGACAGGAGGUCCUGGUUAAGCUCCAGAGCCUCGUGGUUGUGUAG
Symbiodinium natans is the source of this 705-nucleotide messenger RNA. NCBI's taxonomy places the organism in Eukaryota, Dinophyceae, Suessiales, Symbiodiniaceae. The record is from the annotation of a GenBank genome assembly.